ACGCGUAGUCGUUGUCACUCACAUAUCACAGGUUGCCGUAUAUAAAAAAAGGAUGCUAACACGGACUUCGUAUGAAUCGCGUGCGCGCGCGCGGCCUGGAAAAAUCAUUCGAUCGAACCGACCGCUAGCGUCGAGUCAACCUCACGGGAAGUGUCAUUAUGAUGAUGCAGCCUUGCCUUUUUAUUUUGCUAUUUUCUUCUUAAAGUGCCAGUGUUUAGUAGCGACGAGAUGUAUUGCUACGCUUUUCAAAUUAAGAACAUUACGUAUUCGAAAAUGUCGACGUUCAUAACAAUCAACCCUUGGAUGAUAUGGAUUUUCGUGUGAUAGUUUUUUGUUUAUUUUUGUUGCUGACUGAACUGUGAUAGAAAAGUGAUAUAUAAUAACUAGUCAAGAUGAUGUCCAAAAAGCAAUUGGCGUGCAUGCUCGCGUUGCACAUAGUAUAUCUGUUGGUUGGCGCCAGCAUAUUCUACCAUAUAGAGAGCCCUUUGGAGGUGGCGCAGAGAGCCGAAGAAAAACUGGAAAGACUUGAAAUACAAAAUCUCUUGUACGAGAACUAUAUUCCAGAUGAUCCCGAAAAACAAGACAGCAUUUUGAGGAAGCUGUCUGCCUACUGCGGCAAACCCAUGUUCAAUUUCACCACCGAAGACGAAGAGGAGCCUUACAAAUGGGACUUCUAUCAUUCAUUCUUCUUUUCGUAUACUGUUGUCAGUACUAUUGGAUAUGGCAAUUUAGCUCCAACAGUUCAUCUGUCAAGAAUUCUUAUGAUAUUCUACGGUCUUUUCGGAAUACCUAUCAAUGGUAUCUUGUUGGCUAACCUCGGCGAAUAUUUUGGAUUACAGCUAAUCAGCGUUUACCGCAAGUACAAAAGGCGUAACAUCAAACGUGCCAACAACCUGAAUUAUUACUUCACUAACCUGGGAAUGUUGGGUCAAAUCUUCCUAUACCUCGUGCCUGGAUUUUUAUUCUUCAUUUUCCUACCGGCAUGCAUUUUCGUCGUCUUCGAAGGGUGGGAUUAUGUUGCGGCUGUAUAUUACGCUUUCGUUACCCUCACUACCAUCGGUUUCGGCGAUUUAGUUGCAGGUACCGUCAAUAAUGGCUUCAAAUACGGUUAUUUUUUUACAUACCAAAUCUUCUUAAUAGUCUGGAUCACCUUCGGGCUUGGGUAUAUCGUAAUGCUCUUGGGUUUUAUUACCAGUGGUAUGAGAUCAGAGAGUGUCCACAGGAUUGAGCAAAAAUUGGCAUAUCAACUAAAAUCUACUCAGAAUAAAAUCUUACAAGGAUUCACGAAGGACAUAACCAACAUAAGAAAGAUAAUUAAUGAAGCAAAUCUAAUUAAAUUAAAGCCCGUCUAUGUUGAUGCCACGCCAUGCCUCUAUCGAAGCUCAAGUUGUCCUACAUUUACAUUUGAUGUUGAGCCAAGAGGACCUAUUGUAAAACGAAAACGUGCUAAUUCCGAAAAUAUCCAAUUAUCUGCAAAAGAUCUGCUUAGAAUCCAAUCAGAUACCGAUUUGCUAGGAAUCGACAAAGAAAAAACAUUCACCGCUUCUGCCAUUGUAAAACCUGCUGAGCUACUAGCUAGAGUUGUCAAUGUUCUUGGAGGGUUAGAGUCACAAUCAGAAAAAGGAAUUCACAUGUUUGAUGAUGAUCAUAUUUUAGCAACCGAAAAAUCACCACCAGUAUUCAGCAUAGGUCAAAAUAUUAUCACCAACACUCCUAAAAGAACGAGGGCCUUAAGCAUCGCGGUACCAAACUAUAGAAAGGAUUCAGUGGUAAAUAUGAAUAAAGACCAUGAUUUCACGUGGACAAAUGGUGAUUCAGCAGAAAAAUUCAGAAAAGAGGCUAACUUUAGAAGUGGAAAGCUAUCAUUACCAAAUCAAAUUUCUCCUGUUGCCAUUGAAGAAACAUCACAGCCAAGAAACCUCCUUCAAAGACUUUUUAGAAAAUCAAGUUCUACUGAAAGUGCCGACGUUCAAGAAGUAAAUGAAAACAAAUCCAAACCAAGACGUGGCAGCAUAUUCCCAACUUUCAAUUUAAGAGGGCAAGAGAAAAGUGAGGAAGAUAUUUACAAGGAGAAAACUAAAAAGGGAAGGUCUAGUAUAUUUCCUUCAUUUGACUUUGGUAGAGAUAGUGACGAUGAUAUGGCAAGUGCUUACAAAGAAAAGACCAAACGUGGUCGACAUAGCAUAUUCCCAAGCUUCGAUUUUUCUGAAGAUGAAGAUACUGCAGCUAUGAAAAGUUAUCAACAGAAAACUAAAAGACACAGCAUAUUUCCUACGUUUGACUUUAGUGAAGACGAAGAUGAACGGGCAGCAAAAGCUUACCGGGAAAAGACAAAAUCAGGAAGACACAGUAUAUUCCCGACAUUCGAUUUCAGUGACCCCGAUGAAGAUGAUGCAAAACGAUAUAAAGAAAAGACUUCUAAAGGAAGACACAGCAUAUUCCCGUCUUUUGAUUUUAGUGGAAUGACUAGUAACGACGAUGAAGACGAUGAUACUAUAGACGAAGAGCAACUACAAAAAUAUAAAAAUCGAACGAAAAAGGGAAGAUUAAGUCUUUUUCCUACAUUUGGCAGAUCAAAAAAGAGUGAUGAUGAAACUAUGCCAGAAAGUUCUGAUGAACUCGUGGAAUACAAAAACAAGACCAGACAUGGUCGACUCAGUUUGUUUCCUACAUUUGGCAAAGAUCGGAAAAACAGCACAAACGAUGAACCUAAUGACUUAGAGGCGAGUAUACGGGAGUACCAGAGACAAACGAAGCGCGGGCGAAACAGCUGUUUCGCAGGUAAUAAUAAAGAUGAAGGGAGCACUUCAUUUGAAAGAGAAUUAGAAAAUUACAGAAAUAAAACUAAGCGAGGUCGUGGUAGUUUAUUUGACCCUGAUGUUAAUCUUUCUGAACUACCUGAAAACGAACAGGUGAAAGUUCUUGAACAAACAAGUGUAGCUGACUUAAUUCGUGCUUUAGCUGUUUUAGAGACGGCUAAUCAAAGUAGUGAGCCACACGGAUUAUUAGGUCUUUUAUCAGAAGCAGCCGCACCACCUAAAAGGCGAGGAUCCAUAAGACCAGACUUUACAAUGGCAACUUCUAGUCACGAAGAAACGGAAGAAGUACCUGGUCCUAGACGGAGGAGAAUUUCAGCCAGAGCUGCCGCGCCGCUAUUCGCUCCAACAUUAGAAACCGUUGUAGCAGGAGCUGAGUUACAGUUGACUGCGGCUGCCUCAAGAGAAAAUCGUAUGACUAUGAUAUCACCACCUCCUCCCUACAGUGAAAGAGAUGAAGGAAGUAGUAAUAAUGCAGAAGAAAUUCAAAAGCCGCGAGUUAGAAGAUAUUCCCCUGCUCCAGGCGACCCAUCUAAAUCCACGGGUCCAGUACCUAGACUUUUCUCACGUAUGCGUAAAGACACUACGAAUGUGGAAGAAGGAAGUCCAAGACGUGGUAGCUUAACAGAUAUAGUGAUAGACAGUAAUAAAGACAGCACGUAAUGUUAUAUUUUUCACAUAGCCUUUACUUCAAUUUAAUGUAAAUAGGGAGAUUAAAUUAUUAAAUUAUACUAGAAUUAAGAUAACUACAUAAGUACCUAUUAAAUUUUAAGUUGUGCAAUAUAAUGAAGUCUAUAUUUUUUAUAAUGAAAUAAACCUACAUCUUUCAUUGAACUCCUACAUAAAAAUUACCAGCAAUCCAUG
This is a messenger RNA of Diatraea saccharalis (sugarcane borer), 3680 nucleotides long. NCBI's taxonomy places the organism in Eukaryota, Metazoa, Arthropoda, Insecta, Lepidoptera, Crambidae. The record is from the annotation of a GenBank genome assembly.